This is a messenger RNA of Cavia porcellus (domestic guinea pig), 4658 nucleotides long. It is a transcript of the gene Cfap61, whose product is annotated as cilia and flagella associated protein 61. NCBI's taxonomy places the organism in Eukaryota, Metazoa, Chordata, Mammalia, Rodentia, Caviidae. The transcript has 27 exons. Bases 119 to 3814 code for a protein of 1231 amino acids. The record is from RefSeq and is a predicted model, not a curated record.
CUGACCUCUGACGUCACGACCGCGCCGUAACCAGGCGCGGUUUCCGUGGUGACGGGGAUUUGCGUCCUGCUUGAGUCUAGGUGAAGUGAGGCCUCCGGAAUCGCAGAGAGGAGACAAAAUGUCCAUACUCACUUCUCCCAGAGGAAAGGCAGAAGUGGUUCACUGCCGAAGAACAGAAUCACAGGAUAUUUAUUGUAUCCAAAAACUCAUUAGAAAAUUUACCCAGAAGCUUUUUGGAAGGCUUAAUAUCAUCUAUCUUCUCGAGAAAGCAAACCUGGCCAUCACCCUGUGCAAUGACAGAGAGGAGAUCAUGGCCCAGGCCACUUUCCUGGACUAUCCCAAUUGGAAUGUGGCCACACCCGAGGCCUGGCCAUCAGUGUUCCGAGAGCUUGACAGCGACAUCCCCUGCACGCCCCUGAACACACUGUUCCUGCACCUCUUUGUGGCUGUGAACGAGUACUCCGUGGGCUGCUGCAAAGAGAUUAUCCGGACUGUGUUUAAGGCAGUGCCGGACCUGCACUUCAUCUUUCUUAUAGUGCCGUCUUACAUGAGCCUAGGCUCAACUCUCGUCACUGUUUUUAAUCCAGUGGGGAGCGUGCCAUGUCUGACGUUCAAUGAGGACUUUGCAGUGUAUGUGUGUCACAGGCACAGCCACUACCCGCAGCUGCACAUUCGCAAAGCCAGGGUGGAGGACCACGAUGACCUCAUGCCGAUAUUUAUGCGCCACGACACCGUUCUGAAGGACACGUAUGGCGAGUACUUCCUGGCUGAGCUGAUAGAGGCCCAGGACCAGGAGAACCAUGCUGUAGUGUGCGAGGUGGAAGGCGUGGCCGUCGGCUUCAUGAGUGUGUGCUCCAGAGUGAAUCUGCGGCUGCUGCAUGAAUGUUUCGACCUGGGGCCUUUCCACGGAUUCUGCAUCCCACACCCCGAAGAUAUCCUGGAGCCUCCCAAAGAACCCAGAAGCGCAGAUGCUGCGCUCAGGGCAGAUAGCCAGGGUACCCAGAGGACAGCCGAGAAGCCCCCGGUUCCGGCCUCUCCAGAAGCCACAGGGAGCACCCAGGAAAAAGUCAUGGAAGAACCUGAACCCCUCUCAGAAGCCCACAGUGAAAAUGCCAGUGAAAUACAGGACAUGGAUAAACUCAAUCUGCUCUCCCACAUCACUGAGCAAGAAUAUAAUGCCAGCCGCUGGAGUUUAGCAUCCAUCCUGCUGCCUGAGGAGCCGGGCCGCUUCCGCCCAGUCUACAGAGGGGACGCCAGUGUGUUCUGCAUUCAACUCUUUUGUAUCGAUGAGAAGUAUGAGGCAAGGUCGCUGGAUUUUAUGAAUUUCGUCUUCAGUCUCUUUCCUGGCAAGAACUUCUGCAUCAUUUCGGUGCCCCAACUUACCCCUGAGUUUGCCCUCAUCCAGAACUUCGUGAAGGUCAUCCCCUUUGAUGACUGCACACUCCAGCAUGACCUCUACGUCUUCCACCGGGCCGGGCUGUUCAAGUCCAUUACUGUAAGAUUAGCCAACCGUGCAGACACGCCCGGUGUAGAGCAGCUGUUGAGCUCCCUCAUGCUGAGCCAAAGCAUCCUAGAGGACCUGGCGCAGUACAACGAGGCCCGCAGAGACCCGGAUGGAACACCACUGCAGGCAUUUGUGGCAGAAGUGGCGGAACAGGUCGUUGGUAUUGCAGUGAUCAGAAACGAAAUGGACAUCGAGUACAUACGCUCCCACUACAACAUCGAAGACUUCAUCUACUUCAACCACCACCAGCGGGACGAGCACGGGCGUCUGCACCACUUGGCCCUGAACCCCGCCUUCCGGCACUACACAAAGUUCUUCCUGAAGGAGAUCCUUCGCCUGGGCUCCAAGACCUGUCUCUACUACCCCGUGUACCCACAGACCCGGGAGGGCAAACUGCAGAGCCCCUAUGCCCACUCGCUGACAUCUGCCCUUCAUUACUUGGUUCCCGUGCGACCACGACGACAGAUUGUCUAUCCUCUGGAAAAGCUUGGCAUCAACGCUCCAUCAAAGGCGGUCUCCAAGGACGCGUUGGGUUAUGCCUUGAACCAUACAAACAGAAAGCUAACAUUGGAACCUAAAAUAACUGUCAAUGCCAGGAUUGUUGUGGUUGGUGCCUCCAGUGUUGGAAUUUCCUUCCUAGAGACAUUGGUGUUUUGCUCUCACCUGAAAUUUAAUAAUCUCACCCUGAUUUCAACACAUGGACUCCCAGGAAAGAAACUUCUGGGGAGUGAACAAAGGAAGUUUUUGGCAAGCGACCACUGUUUUAAUGAUAAAGAUUAUGCACUGAUGUCACUGUGCUCCUGGGUCAACGUGGUGGUGGGCAGAAUGACGGGCAUAGACCGGGCAGCCAAGCACGUUGUGGUAUCCAAGGACAGAGCUGUGCCAUACGACCACCUCAUCCUGUGCACCGGGCAGCAGUACCAGGUCCCAUGUCCGACAGGCGCUGACAUCAGCCAGCACCCCACAAACCGAGAGAUCCCCACCAGCAGCAAGAUGCAUUACUCGGGACAAGUACCCUGCAAUCUGUUCACACUCAAUGAUGAGGAUGACUGCAUGAAGGCCCUGACUUGGAUCCGGAGAAACUCCAUUGCUACAGAAGGGAAUGUCAUUGUCUAUGGAAAUACGAUUGACGCCUACACCACCGUGGAGACUCUCUUGAACCUGGGUGUGAGAGGCACUUGCAUCUACCUCGUGCACACUCCGUCCAAGUCCACGGUCACCUGCAUCAACAACUACUCAGUAGAGAGAGCAGUGGAGGAGGCACUGGAGGCAGCCGGUGUCACCACCUUCCAGGAUGCCAUCCUGGCCCAGUGGAACCAGGGCCUGAAACCUGACCCCAUCUGCUGCGCCAGCUUCACCACACCCACCAAGCCUUUCCAGCUGCAGUGUGCUAUGUUCUUCAGCUUCUGUGAGAAGAACGUGGACUAUGAGACUUUCAAAGCCUUGAACGACGCGUGUCUUGUCUAUGAUGGCCGACUUGUGAUUGACACCAACUUCCACACCAACGACAUCGCCAUCAGGGCCGCCGGCCCUCUCACCAAAUUCUCUAACAGAUACUAUGCCAAUGACUGGACUCACAGCAACUUCAGUUCCAAAGAAGUGGGCUUUCAGCUGGCGGCCACCAUGCUCAAUCUCUUCGAUCCAACCCUUGAGCCUGUGAUGGAGCCACCAGCUGACCUGGACCGCCUCAUCCCCAUGUACAAGGGAGCCAAGAUCCAAGGGGGCAUCCUUCCUGGGGCCUACCACUACCUGCACAUCACCAAGCCAGCCAUCCCCACUGCUCUGGAGGUGCAAAGGACCCAGUCUGACUUUGGUUCAGAAAUAGUGACAGGUAGCGCAAAAGCUGGGACCUACUUCUGGAUUCACAUCAACAAGUAUAAAAUGGUGGAAGAUAUCACAUGUCUCUCCCGAGAGCCUUUCCCAGUCUCCAACUACAUCCGCCUGUUCGGCCAGCAUGAACAAGCCCUCAAUGACCUGUGUGCACGUUACAACAGUGGCCGGAUCUCAGAUCUCUACAGCUACUUCAUGGAGCCCUGGUGCAUGGCCCUGCUCCACGAUCGCUUUAUCGACCUCAGGAAGGAGCUGCGCCAGGUCCUGGCCUCCAAGCAGGAGGAGGGCAUGCCAUCCAUAGAGCAGCUGGUGCGCCAUAUCGAGGAGGAGGAAAUCUACCUCAAGGAGGAGCCCCAGACAUACCUCAGGCGAGUCUUCCAGGAGACCAUCUACCGACCCCUGGUGGAGAAGAGGAUCCUUGACUACCUGCACUACAACCGCUACCACCUGCCCAUGUACGCCUGGCCCGGCAUCAUCUAGGCAGCACCUGGCCGGCCGGGCGAGCCGCGGCGACCCCUCAGGUCGCAGGCCUGUAGUUCCCUCUUGUCCCAGUAGGUGGCGCGCCGCCGUGCGUCUCCACCCCGCGGGGCAGAGCCCUUCCCGACACCAGGCCUGUGCCUGGGCAGAUGAAUCCCCUUUAGCAAAUAAACCGGCUCAUACUCAUUUCUGCCUUGGGCGUGAUCCUGGGUAUGGUUCAUCCGUGGAACGCUCGCCACCGACCUUGUUAGUUCUUAGCAUGUUUAACCAACAAUCCUUGUGGGUGAUUAAAAAAAAUCGUAUGUCCAGAACGGAAAAUCUAUAAACAGCUGAUGAGAAAUUAAAUCCUGAGCCUCACAUCAGAUGGAAUAAUUGGACAGUAAAGCUUCCUUGACCUUUCAAAAUAAGGAGGCUGUGAUCACAUUCCCUGUAUUUUUAAUUCUUAUUCCCCUUCAUGAGCACAGAACCGCAGAAAAACUGGAAGAUCCAGCCAUCCACACAAGGGCUUUAGAUACACAGUGGCAGAGGGAAAUUCACCUAGCUCAUCUUUGAGCCGGAGCAGUGUUGCUCCCUGGGGUGGGGGGAACCCCUGGUACCUGUCACCUAUAAUGUGGAUCAGAAACUCACUUUUACAAACAAAGCAAAUUAAUUGCUCACUGGACAGCAAGUGCGUUCAGGAACCAGCCCUGCCCACACAAAAGACUGCUUCCGCUUAUUAGGGUCGCUUAGCACAGGGGUGCCACAGUUUUUUUUUUUAAUCAACAGCAAGGAUUAAAGUUUUCAUGAACACAAUUCCAGUUUUCGUUGAUAUUUUAUAUGUAUGUUAACAUCUAGCAAAAACUGGCAC